This is a messenger RNA of Lactuca sativa (garden lettuce), 3138 nucleotides long. The record is from RefSeq and is a predicted model, not a curated record. NCBI's taxonomy places the organism in Eukaryota, Viridiplantae, Streptophyta, Magnoliopsida, Asterales, Asteraceae.
UACGUUAUGGUUGAACGUUGAACUUGGAGAUGUCCUAUAUAAUGAACAUUGAACAUUGAACAUUACACAUUCACAAGCAAUUGACGAUUAAACCUUUCUUUUAUGGCUCCAUACAUGAAUCACUUCAACUUGUUGCAGACCAUCUUCCUUUUAUACUUUUCGUUCAAACUCACAUGCAGUGGAUCAUCACUAAGCCCUGAUGAGGAAUGCUCAGCCUUAUAUCAGUUCAAGCAAAGCAUAAUUCAUCAAGAUGAUCCAGCUUGUGCUGCUAGUUGGUUACAAACCUUCAACUCUUGGAAGCCCACUAACAAUGCAUCAGAUGCUGGUUUUGAUUGUUGCUCAUGGUAUGGGGUGGAGUGUAGAAAUGACCAUGAGUAUAGUCAUGUGAUCGGCCUUGACUUGAGUGAAAGCUUUCUUUGUGGUGGUAUCAACUCUAUCAGCACCCUCUUUAGCCUUGUUCAUCUUCAGAGCCUCAACCUUGCAUGGAACGACUUUAGUGAAUCUCAAAUCCCAUCUGAGAUUGCUCAUCUAAAGCAACUAAGAAGCCUCAAUCUUUCUGCUUCUGGGUUUAGUGGCCAAAUCCCGAAUGAAAUCUCUCAGCUGAUACAAUUGUCUUCUUUAGAUCUAUCACAGAAUCUUCUAAAGCUUCAAAGUCCUAGUGGCCUUAAGAAUCUAGUUCAAAACUUAACAGGACUAGAAGAACUCCAUCUCUCAGGGGUUGACAUUAGUUCUUCCGUACCACAUUUCUUGGCAAACUUUUCAUCUUUGAGGUCAAUCAGGCUACAAAACUGCUUUCUUCAAAAUGAAUUCCCUGCAGCCAUUUUUCAGCUACAGAAGUUGAUACGUCUGGAUUUGUCAUUCAAUACCAACCUUACAGGUGCCUUAAGUGAAUUUCGUAACAGCAGCUUACUUGAACUUGUGAAUCUACGUUCAACAAGUUUCUCCGGGAUUGUACCAGAAUCCAUUAGCAAUCUAAACAAUUUGAGAGUCUUGUCCCUUGGCGAUUGCUCUUUCUCAGGGCAUAUUCCAGGAUCACUCUCCAACAUGACAAAACUCACUUACUUGUCUCUUGGUAAUAAUAAGUUCACAGGCUUUGUUCCUUCAUUGGUAAGUCUUUCCAAACUCAUCAUUUUAGAUCUCAAUGGUAACAGAUUUGAUAAAGGAGUCUUGCCCAACUGGCUUGGCAUGUUGGCUGAACUUAAUCAAUUAGAUACAUAUGGUAUGAACAUAAACGGUGAAAUACCAUCUUUUCUUGCAAACCUAACCAAACUUACUGUUGUUUCAAUGGGAAAAAAUUCUUUUACCGGUCAUAUACCAUCCUGGUUGUUCAACCUUACCCAACUAAGAUCAUUAGACCUUCAACACAAUCAAAUGCAAGGACCCAUUUCAAGCUCAUUUUCCAACUUUAAAAAUCUUCGAUUUCUUCAGUUUAAUUACAAUAAUUUCAGUGGAAAGGUAGGCUUAGACAUGUUCCUAGGACUCAACAAACUUGAAAGUCUCAUCUUAGGUAAUAACAAGAUAUCAUUAGUGCCCACCAACAACUUCACCAAUAGCACCUUACCAGAGCUUAAACACCUAUCACUGUCAUCAUGCAAUCUGAAGGAAUUCCCUGCCUUUUUGCGUUUCCAAAAUAAAAUGGAACUCUUAUUCCUCGAUCGAAACAAGAUUUAUGGCAUGGUACCGGUGUGGAUUUGGAACAACAGCAGGGAAACAUUACAAGUGAUUGACCUUUCCAACAACUACAUCACCGGCUUUGAUCAGCAUCCUAUAUUUCUGCCAUGGAAAAGUUUACAAGCAUUUUCGAUCAAGAAUAAUCAGUUCCAAGGUCAGCUACCAGUUCCAGCACAAAACACUGUAGUAUAUUCAGCGGAAAAUAAUAAUCUGACUGGAGAAAUACCAGCAUCGAUUUGUGAAGUGAAAUCUCUUCAAGUGUUAGAUUUGUCGUCUAACAACAUGAGUGGAACUCUUCCUCCAUGUUUCGGUGACUUAAUCAAUUCGUUGUUAACUUUGGAUCUGGGACGUAAUAACUUUCAUGGCACAUUAAUGAUGAAUGUGUUUAUGCAUGGCAGCCAGUUGGAAAGUAUUGAUUUGAGCGAAAAUCACUUUACGGGUCAGCUGCCAAGAUCAUUGACGAAUUGUACAAAUUUAGAGGUUCUCUCUCUUGGAGAUAACUCUUUUGAUGACGUCUUUCCUUUUUGGCUGGGAACUCUUGCCAAGCUGCAAGUUCUCAUCUUACGGUCCAACAAAUUUUAUGGUCCAAUUCAAGGUUCGAAAACAGUUUGCUCACAUUUCCCUAAGUUGCGGAUCAUAGACAUCUCUAACAAUGGUUUUGAUGGCGAACUGCAUGAAAACUUCUUCCAAAAUUGCAAUGCCAUGAGAGUGGGUUAUGGUGAAUUAUCAGUUAUGGAAUCUGGACGUGUCUUGCCAUCGCUAGGGUACCUAAUAAAUCUUGAAUCGUUGGAUCUCUCGCGAAAUGCGCUAUCUGGAGAAAUCCCUCAACUAUUCGUGCAACUCAACUACCUUUCCAUUUUCAACGUGUCAUACAACCAUCUUGAAGGGCGCAUUCCCCAAGGGCAACAAUUUAGCACAUUUGAAAACAACUCCUAUGAGGAGAAUCCUGGGUUAUGUGGAAAACCUUUAUCAAAGGAAUGUGGGAAUUUAAAGGCAUCAAGACUUCCACCAGCAAGAAAUGCAUCUGAGUCUCUCCUCCCAAGCGAAAGAAUUGAUUGGAUCAUCAUAUUCUGUGGAGUUGGAAGUGGGCUGGUUGUUGGGAUUUUUAUUGGCAACUCUUUACAUACAAAGUAUAGUGAACGAUUCACAAAGAGGAAGGACAGAUGGGUAAGGCCACUCCGUAGCACAAGGAGAUCAAACCAAGUACAAUAAUUUGUUUUAUUGCCUUACAACUUUGUAGCAAUUUUCCAAGCAAAUAAUUUGUUAUGUGUAGGUGGUCUCAACCCCUCAACCAAAUUGAAAAUGCUUUGUGAAUGUCAUCUAGAAAAAUAUGACUUUGAAAAGGAUUAUUUUUUAAAUUGUCCUAUAAAAAAAAUUUACACUAGUUAGUAGUUACAUAUUUUUUAUGAGAUUAACUGUAAUAAAUACAUUUCUCAACUUUGUUGUAUUAAGAAUUAAUUUAAGUUU